Messenger RNA from Apodemus sylvaticus (European woodmouse), 1257 nucleotides. It is a transcript of the gene Cenpp, whose product is annotated as centromere protein P. The transcript has 8 exons. Gene Ontology annotation, cellular component: nucleus; chromosome, centromeric region. Gene Ontology annotation, biological process: CENP-A containing chromatin assembly. The record is from RefSeq and is a predicted model, not a curated record. Lineage: Eukaryota; Metazoa; Chordata; Mammalia; Rodentia; Muridae. Bases 208 to 1068 code for a protein of 286 amino acids.
CUAGACGCUCGACGCAACUUUCUGAGGGACGUAAGGCUCUGGAACGUGGGUUGAGGCGGGAGGGGUGGACGCGCGUCUCCCAGCAGCCUCUCCCCGGCGAGCUCUUGAAUGGUCCGCGCCGGGAGCGCGCGCGCAGCUUGAAGCAGCUCCGGAGGCGCCCAGUCCGCUGUGUCUGCGCUGCACUUUCAGGGCUCCGCGUCGGAAGUCAUGGAUCCCGAGACCCGCGAACUGCGCGCCUUGGAGGCGGAGGUCGCAUCGCUGCAGCGAGAGUGCAGAAUGCUGCAACGCCCCGGGGAGAAGAUGUCCGGAGCCAGGAAAUCAUUUCAAAAAAUUUCCCAAUCAGAUUCUGAGGAAUGGGAAUCCUUGAAAGACUUGAGAAGUCAGCUUGGGCAUGUAAAAUCUGAACUCUCAUUUUUAAGUAAACUUACUGGCUUCAAUAUAAGAGACUAUUCCAAGAUGGAGGAUAUUGCAAACACUGAAGAGACAGAAAAUGAUACAAAGAAAGUUCUACAGAGACACAGAUUAUCAGGAAAUUGCAGCAUGGUUACAUUUCAACUGGAAUUUGAGGUUCUGCAAAUUGAGACUAAAGAGAAAAAAUCUUCUAUUAUAACUGACCUCAGCAUAAUAAUGGAGCCCACAGAAUAUUCAGAAUUAAGUGAAUUUGCAUCUAGAGCAGAAGAAAAAAGAGAUUUGCUCAUGUUUUUUCAAAGUCUGCAUUUUUUUGUGGAGUGGUAUGAAUAUCGUGAGAACACAUUUAAGCAUUUCAAGGAAAAAUACCCAGAUAGUGUAUACCUCUCAGAAGGCACCUGUUCCCACUGCAUGGAGAUCCACAGUGCCAAACUGCCAGGGUUUGAACUGGUGAUUGUUUGGAAGAUACAAAUAGAUGAGGAAGGGAAGGUUUUUCCAAAGCUGGAUCUUCUUACCAAAGUCCCAGAGCAAGCCCUAGGACUGGACAAGAACAGAGUCAUAGAAACUGCUGCUCUCAGUUUCCGAAGCCUGCUAGGUGUACUUGGUAUUGAAGCUGCUCUAGACAGCCUGAUAAGAUUGUUCAGUGCAGAUAACAACUAGUUCCUGGCUGGCAAACACACAGGAAUCCAAUGCUGGGCUGAGGAACAUUCGAAGUAUGUUGAAUAUGGACAUUUCUCUCUUCCAAUUAGAAGCCACAUCCUUCAGACAUGAGUUUGUGUGCAUUAGAGGUAUAUUACAUAUGAACUCCCAUGGCAUAAAAAUAAAGCUAUUCAGGUAUGUUAAAAGCAA